Messenger RNA from Eucalyptus grandis, 1413 nucleotides. Its product is annotated as cytosolic sulfotransferase 12. The transcript is spliced from 2 exons. Gene Ontology annotation, biological process: sulfation. Gene Ontology annotation, molecular function: sulfotransferase activity. The coding region runs from base 1 to 1413 and encodes 470 amino acids. The record is from RefSeq and is a predicted model, not a curated record. Lineage: Eukaryota; Viridiplantae; Streptophyta; Magnoliopsida; Myrtales; Myrtaceae. Gene Ontology annotation, cellular component: cytoplasm.
AUGCACUUGGGAUUCACUCAGAUAAGGGAGCUACCAAGCUCUAUUGGAGGACUUGAAUCAUUGGCUGCAUUACAUUUGUGGGGUUCAAAGAUUGUAGAAGUGCCUACUCCUAUUGGAAAUCUUAAAAAGCUGGAGUGCUUGGUUCUGCUAGAGAUCAAUAUAAGAGAGCAACCAAAGGACAUGGGGAUGUUGGAGAAUUUCAAAGUGUUAGAAUCCGAUGGUUGUAGAAAUAUCACAUGGAUGGGGGAGUCACCAAAAGCCAACAAGUGGAAUCUAAGUAUAAAUAUCACAUGGCCUCCUCAGCUUUGGUCCCUUAACAUGCCUUGGGAUGAUCCUCGAUCUCUUACAUGGCUUCCUUCCAAUCUGUGUCAUUUGGUGCCACACGCUGUUGCUUCUGAUCUCUCCAGUCAAGAAGAGCUUCUUAAGGAACAAAUUGCCCUAGAAUGUCAAGGAGCAGAAAAAAGAGAGGUAGCCAUCUCAUCAUCUUUACCCAGAGAACAAGGGUGGUUGACUCAGCAUUUGUACAACUAUCAAGGCUUCUGGUAUGACAAUCACUUCCUCGGAGGAGUCAUCUGGGCCCAGCAACAUUUCGAGGCCCGGCCCACCGACACCCUCUUGGCCACCUUCCCUAAGACCGGCUUGACAUGGAUCAAGGCUCUGUCAUUUGCUAUUGCCAAUAGGCACAACCAAGACCUCCCCAGGCACACUUUGCUCACCAAGAACCCUCAUGAAUGUGUGCCCUUCAUUGAAUUCUUCGCCUAUGAGAAGGACCCCAUCUCAGCCCUCCACGCUCUUCCCUCGCCUAGGCUUCUCUCCACUCACAUCCCUUAUGCCUCGCUGCCAAGAUCGGUUGCGACCUCAGGGUGCCGGAUCGUGUGCAUCGUCCGAGACCCAAAGGAUGUGUUCGUGUCAAUGUGGAGCUUCAUUAGCAAAGUGAAAUAUACCGAUAGUGAUAGGCCGCCUGUUUCUCUGGAGGAAGCAUUUGGGCUAUUCAGUAGAGGGGUGUCUCUUUCAGGGCCAUACUGGGACCAUGUGCUAGGCUAUUGGAAAGCAAGCUUGGAGUAUCCAAACAAGGUCUUAAUUUUGAAGUUUGAGGACUUGAAGAGGGAGACAGAGCCCAAUGUGAAGAGGCUAGCAAAUUUCUUGGGCUGUCCAUUUACUCCUGAAGAGAUUGAUGGUGGUGGAUUGCAGGAAAUCAUAAAGCUCUGCAGCAUAGAGAGUUUAAAGCAAAUGGAAGUGAACAAAUCUGGGGUCUUUCGUAUGGGAACUCAAUCAAGCGGGACGGUCGAGAAUAGCGGGUUUUUUCGGCGAGGGGAGGUGGGCGAUUGGAAGAACCAUCUCUCACGACAGAUGAUCGAGCGGCUCGAUCGGAUAACCGAGCAAAAGUUUGAGGGUUAUGAUUUGAAGUUCUAA